Messenger RNA from Rhagoletis zephyria (snowberry fruit fly), 1404 nucleotides. RefSeq lists its product as uncharacterized. The record is from RefSeq and is a predicted model, not a curated record. NCBI's taxonomy places the organism in Eukaryota, Metazoa, Arthropoda, Insecta, Diptera, Tephritidae.
AUGCAUAUUGAAGCUCUGGUGAUACCAUUUAUCACUUCUCAGACACCUGCGAUGAAGGUGGACAUGCGCCAGUGGUCCCACUUAAAGGAACUGGACUUGGCGGAUAUUUGGUUUGGUACUCCAGGAACUAUUGACGUUCUUAUUGGUGCGGAUGUGUGGGGACAAGUAGUGGAGGGUGACAUUAUCGGCGGACGACCUGAUGAACCCUUCGCCCAGCGUACCCGCUUUGGCUGGGUAGUAUUUGGCCCAGAAACUGUUUUUUCUACAUCGAAUGGGUCAUCAUCGCUCGCACUCAGCGCGUUGCUAGGUGAGGAUGAAGUGCGGUUGGAAGCACUGGUUCGGAAUCUUUGGAGAAUAGAUGGCGAUUCAAUUGAUUAUGAAUCUCAUGAUGAAGAGUGUGGUCACAUCUUUGACUCCACACAUCGUCGUACCCUGGACGGGCGCUACGUCGUGCAUCUACCACUGCGGCGGGACGCGCCGGUACUAGGCGACUCUUAUUCACUUGCGUUGCGGCAGUUCACUCGACUGGAACGCCGCCUGCUUGCUGACCCUACACUACAGGAAAACUAUGUGAAGUUUAUGCGUGAGUAUGCUGCGCUGGGGCAUAUGGAGCCUGUGCAAGCACCAUAUUCUCAUGACGGGUGCUACUACAUCCCUCAUCAUGCGGUUGUUGGAAAGUUUCGAGUCGUGUUCAACGCGUCAGCGCCAACGAGUACUGGCGUUUCCCUCAACGACAUUCAGCUGGUGGGCCCGACCAUUCAGGACUCACUUGUAAACAUACUGUUACGAUUUCGCAGAUACCCAGUGGCGAUUACCGCUGACAUUGAGAAGAUGUUUCGGCAGGUGCUGGUUACCUCCGAACAUCAGGAUCUCCAGAGGAUCAUAUGGCGAGAGUCACCGGCAGACAAUAUCGGUGUUUAUCGUUUGAAGACAGUCACUUAUGGGAUGGCGAGCAGCCCUUACAACGCCGUACGUGCCCUUCAACAGUGUGCGGUCGAUAACUGCAGUGUAAUUCGAGACGAGGAUCAGGCGGCUCUUGCUCGAGAUGCAAUCUUGACUUCGUUCUAUGUUGAUGACUUUUUGACAAGCUGUGCGAAUACCAGUGAAGGAAUAGAACUGGCAAGGAGUGUAGAUGCUAUUCUAUCUGCGGGAAAGUAUAGGCUGAGCAAAUGGAACUCAAACGAUAAUCAGGUAACGAUGUGUUUGUCGAGUAACGCCUCUAUUUCCAGUUAUACAUUCAACUCCGGCGAGACUUCGGUCCUGGGCCUUAAAUGGGAUUCGGUGACUGAUGAGUUGUUCUAUCGCGUUGAGGUUGAGCCGACCAUAGAUGUUCCUACCAAGAGAAGCGUGCUCAGGGAAGUCGCUCGACUCUUCGAUCCUACUGGUUUGCUGUCCCCCGNGUAG